UCUCUUCCGGUUGUCGAGCAGCAGGUAGCGAGUUUCUCUCGUAUCGACAGCAUCUGAGUGAAUCCUGUGAAGGGGUCGGUUGUUACUGAAAGCUGAGCUCGGCGCAGUGUGGAGGGGCUCUCAGCGCGCAGCUCGAGCGCGGGAUUGAGGGAUUCUGUGGCAGAGGGUGAAAUACUGGAGCUGUUUAGCUAGCCGUUAGCCGUUAGCGGUCCUCCGGUGUGCUGUCGGUAACGCGUGUGUGCUGUCUCCUCUGAAGCGGUCGUGUUUGUGUCGCCAGCAGACGGAGAUCAGGAAUGGCCAAGUCGAAGAACCACACCUCGCACAACCAGUCUCGCAAGUGGCACAGGAACGGCAUCAAGAAGCCCAGGUCUCAGCGCUACGAGUCCCUCAAAGGGGUGGACCCUAAGUUCCUGAGGAACAUGCGCUUUGCCAAGAAGCACAACAAGAAGGGGAUGAAGACCAUCGCCAGGAAGGAGGCGUCCAAAUAGAUGAGGACAGACCCCAGAGAGUCUGCGGUGUACAGCUGUCCUCCAGAAGGACUCGAUACCGUCUUCAAUAAAGCCUGCUUUGCCUGAGA
Molecule: messenger RNA, 577 nt
Organism: Sinocyclocheilus grahami
Lineage: Eukaryota; Metazoa; Chordata; Actinopteri; Cypriniformes; Cyprinidae
Gene: rpl29
Product: ribosomal protein L29
Exons: 3
Coding region: 294-488 (64 amino acids)
Biological process (GO): cytoplasmic translation
Cellular component (GO): ribosome; cytosolic large ribosomal subunit
Molecular function (GO): structural constituent of ribosome
Source: RefSeq, a predicted model, not a curated record